GUGUGUGUGGGUGGGUGUGGUCUAGAUGUGAGCAGGGCGAGGCUCAGGAUUGAAACUCUCAUGUUUCUCUCACACUCGAAGUGUUUGUGUGUGUUUCAGCUCCCAGACUUGUCUGUGUUUGAGGAAACGAAGCAGCAGGAUGGACCUCUCUGACGCUAUAGGAGGCGGCAGCUGGCCCUCUGCACCUGGACAACCCAACAACCCCUCCUGGCCUGGAGGUGGAGGUGGAGGUGGAGGUAGCUGGCCUGGUCCACCAGCAGCUGGACAACCCAACAACCCCUCCUGGCCUGGAGGUGGAGGUGGAGGUAGCUGGCCUGGUCCACCCGCAGCUGGACAACCCAACAACCCCUCCUGGCCUGGAGGUGGAGGUGGAGGUGGAGGUAGCUGGCCUGGUCCACCCACUCAGCCCAACACACAACCCUUUGCACCUGGACCCGCAGCUGGACAACCCAACAACCCCUCCUGGCCUGGAGGUGGAGGUGGAGGUGGAGGUAGCUGGCCUGGUCCACCCACUCAGCCCAACACACAACAGGGUGGCUGGAAUGGACCCACACCUGGGCCCGCAUCUGGACCCGCACCUGGACCCGCACCUGGACCCGCCCAACAGGUUCUGAAAGUUCCGUACUCUCAGUCUCUUAAUCAUGGAGCUUUUGACAAACUGCUGAUCACCAUCAUGGGAACCGUCAACCCCAACGCCAAAAAGAUCACAUUGGAUAUGCACGCAGGGAAAGACCUGGCCUUCCACUUCAACCCACGCUUUAAUGAAGGGGGAAAGAAGGUGAUCGUCAGGAACAGCAGGAUCUACGAUAAGUGGGGGAAAGAAGAGAGAGACUGUCCCAGCUUCCCCUUCACUCAGGGACAACCUUUCGAGAUGAAGAUCCUCUGCACCAACGCCGAGUUCAAGGUCGCUGUGAACAAAUCACACUUGCUGACGUUCAGCCACCGGGUCAGAGACCUGAGCACCAUCAGAUCAUUCAACAUCUACAACGAUGUCACGCUCUCCAAGGUCCAUGUGGAGACGCUGCCCUGAGCUGCCCUGAAGAAGAUCACAAGAUCUAGAUUGGAUCUACAGAGGAUCCAUCAGAUAGAUCUUUAGUAGAUCCUCAGUAGAUCUUCAGUAGAUGUUUAGUAGAUCUUCAGUAGAUUUUCAGUAGAUCUUCAGUAGAUCUUCAGUAGAUGCUCAGUAGCUCUUCAGUAGAUCCUCAGUAGAUCUUCAGUAGAUCUUCAGUAGAUCCUCAGUAGAUUCUCAGUAGAUCUUCAGUAGAUCCUCUUGUUCUUCCUCUUGUUCUAAUCUGUUUGACUCAUUUAAAUAAAGGAUUCAUCUUAAACAUCA
Labrus bergylta (ballan wrasse) is the source of this 1333-nucleotide messenger RNA. RefSeq names its product lectin, galactoside binding soluble 3b (gene lgals3b). NCBI's taxonomy places the organism in Eukaryota, Metazoa, Chordata, Actinopteri, Labriformes, Labridae. Gene Ontology annotation, molecular function: carbohydrate binding; IgE binding; laminin binding. The record is from RefSeq and is a predicted model, not a curated record. Gene Ontology annotation, cellular component: nucleus; immunological synapse; cytoplasm. Gene Ontology annotation, biological process: positive regulation of calcium ion import; neutrophil chemotaxis; monocyte chemotaxis.